AUGGGGUAUUCUGCAACGGAAGUAAGUGGAAAUGACCAGGCUACAGCUCGGCCCCAUUGGGGUUCUUUUUCAGAUGCUUCCUCUUUCGUUUCUGAUGAUCCGAAAGGUGGUUUGUUCGGAUUAACAACAGGACAGGAGCUCGAUCUUUUCAGGUCUAGGGUGGCCUCCGGCAAGAAUGGGCAGUAUGCUCCCCAAAGGGGGGGGCAAGGAGGCUCGCAUUCAUCUUCCUUUUUAAGGAUAGUUGCUCUUGCCUCCGUCUUAGCAUUUGUGUUCCUAGUCUCCCUCUGCAUAGAAGUGCAGAAGAGAAUUCCUGGCCGUCGGCUGUCCGCUCAAGAUGAAGGGACCCCCCAGCACGCUGCACUCCAGUCCUGUGGUCAGGACACGCAGGGGUCCCCUGAAGCGACCGCUGACGGUCAUUCCGAAGGCCUUGUCGGGGCACCACAUGAAAUUUCCCCUGAGAGGCCUCCUGGCGGGCAUCCUGAGCAGCAGCUUGAAGAGACGUUGGAACGGCUCGAUCACAGCUCAUUACAUACAAGAACUUCUGCAGAGGGCCCUAACGAGACCACUUUGACAGAGCCUCAAGGCACUGGAGACCGAAAUGUAUGGAGUAAAGACGGGUUCGUUGGUAUUGAUGCCCCUCACCAGAGCCUUCAGAGUCCAGCGGAGGCGGGCAGCAGGCAAGGACGUAAACGCAGCAGAAGCACAAGCAGAGGAGGAAGCGUUAGUAGCGACACAGAGGUAAAGAGAGCGAAACAGACUCUUCGGCCCUCGGAAGAAGGAGACACAGCAUCGCAGCAAGCCCAGCUGCAGGGCGAGCAGGAGCAGGAGCAACAGAAACAGCAGAAGCAGAAGCAGGAGCACGAUGCGCAUUUACAGAUCACUGGUGAAGGUGUGAAGCAACAAGAUUUGCUAUUCGAAGGGCGAGUUUCUCCGGACCGUAGCUCAUCUUCUCCAAAGGCAUUUGACUCUAAGACUUCUGGUGCAUCCGCUUCUACCCCAGGUGAUGAAUCCCAAAAAUUGCUGGUGGAGCGGGAUAUAGAUGUUAUCAACGCGGCGAGAACGCUACUGCAGAUGACGAAGCAUCGGGAAGAGGCAAAGACAUGUCAGCACAAGCAGCACAUCACCGAAGCCUUCCCAGUUGAUGCUGCUACCCCAGAACAGCGGCAGCAUUGCCAACACCAGCACCAAGAUGAAGAGCAACGCAAUAAUCAGAAGCAGCGCCAGCAGGAUAAUAUUGGAGAACAGGCACUGCUACCGCAUCCACAGCCCCUACUUGAGAGCCUGAAGCCGGAGGACAUGCCGCAGGAUCACUGGGAUCUACUGCAGUUGUUGUUGCAGCAGCAAAAACAAAUACAGCAGCAGUUGCAGUGCCAACUGCGCCGACAAAGGCGCCAAGUCCGAAACUUACAAAAGCUAUUAGAGGGGCCAAAGCUGGAGCAGCCGCAGCAGCCGACAGAGCCGCAGCAACAGCAACAAGAAGACCUGCAGCAGGUGCAGCGCGAGCUGCAGGUGGUACAGCAGCAGCUACAGCUCCACCAGUCGCAACUGGAGCUGCAGGAGCUGCUUCAGCAGCAGGCAUACGAACAGCUUCAACAGCAGCAGCAGAAGGUGCAGCAGCAACAGCAACAGCUACAAGAGCAGCAGCAACAGCUGCAACUGCAACAGCAACAAUUACAACGGCAGCAACAGCAGUUGCAAGAGCUGAAACAAGGAGACAAGCAGCAGCAGCCACAGCAGACUGAGCUGCAAACUCAGCAGCAGAUACAGCAGCAGCAAACUCAGCAGCAGCUAAGGAGAUCGCCACAGCUGCAGCAGCCACACCCGCACGCGGAUACGGGGAAGGAGGAAUCUCCCCAAGUGCAGGCCGGGAAACGAGCAAUUUGGAGCCAGGAAAGGCAACAAGGAAAGGAACAAGAGGAGCGGAAGAAGCAAGAACAAAAGGGUGGCAAUCUUCACGGAGGGGAUUCACAUGCUGUUGCGAAUUCCUCGGGAGAAUCACUGUCAGCUGCUGGAAGAUCAUCUCCACAACGAGCACAGGGGGCAACCACUGGAGCAGCAGUAGCUGGAACGCUAUCGUCGACACGCAUUAGUGGAGAAGCAUCGACCACGGAAGACCUGCGGAGGCAUCCAUUUGCGCGCUUGCCUGCUCCAUUGCCUGGGCCUAUGCGGCCUCUUCACGUUGUUGACGGGGACCCAAAUAUUAUUUACGGAACUCGUUGGGCUGCGCCUCUGCUGCAGCGGGCGCAGAACGUCUUAUGGGCGGAAAGGAUUAGUGCUGAGGGGCUGCACCAGCUCAAGCUCGUUGCUCAGAAACUGGCAAUGCACUUGUUGUAUUUUCAGAAGGAACGGCUGGUAGGUCUCAACCCCUCUGCGGUGCUGCCGCGUCUGGGCGUCCGCUUCCUCGCCUUUGAUGUUAUUGUCUGUACAUUGCAACUGCUGGGGCAGUCCGCCACUGUCCCCUGGUUCAGGCGGCUCGCAAAUGCUGUACCAAAUGAUUGGGGUGUAAUCAGAGAUGCUAAGGUGAAUUCCCCUCAGGCAAACUUCAACAUGGUGCUCGUCGAGGACCUCGUCAGAGCCGUUGAGCUGCUCAAGCAGGGCACUCGGCCUUCUCCAGAACAACUAGUUGAAAUUAAACGCAGACUAUUCUGUUCCGAAUACUCGCCCAAGUCUUUCCUCUCAAGCACCUACACACAGUGGAGAGUACAGUACGCCCUUUUCACAACGAAACACCAACAUCGCCGCAUUCCACAAGGACACACAAAAUUUCCAACAUACAGACUGGGAAGCGGGCAACAGGAAGACGAUUGGAUAAUUGCCGACGGGGAGCCGAGCCUACAACAACAGGCGGAGCCACAGCAGCAUCGGCAGCAGCACCGACCGGACCAUUCCUCUCUUGAGCAACAAAGGAGGGACGAAAUCCACGAAUCCACACUGGACGAACAUACAGAAGGCGACUAUGAUGAAGAUGAGGAAGAGGAGGACCGAGGCAACAUGAUCAAGAGGAGAGAGAGUCGCUAG
Messenger RNA from Eimeria maxima, 3018 nucleotides. RefSeq lists its product as hypothetical. The record is from RefSeq and is a predicted model, not a curated record. The transcript has a single exon. NCBI's taxonomy places the organism in Eukaryota, Apicomplexa, Conoidasida, Eucoccidiorida, Eimeriidae. The coding region runs from base 1 to 3018 and encodes 1005 amino acids.